AUUACACAAUAUAUGUAAAGUAUUUUUUUUAAGUCUUGUAGGCAUUUUAAAAUACAAUUAAGCACAAUCAGGGCCAGAAUAAAAAGUUUCAAAUGUCUAUAACUAUAUCAACAUAUAAAAAAAAUCACUCAGAUCCCUUUAGGUUUCUCCAUUUACAACACUAACAAUGCAUAGGCCUGAAUGAGUAUCAUGUCAACUCAGCAUAAAUACACCUGUUUGUAGUUUUUCAGUUUUUCCCCUUUGCUAGUUAUUUUUGAUCUUUGCCCCUUCACUCAGACCGAUUGGACAUUUUUGACUGACUCCAUGUCACUGAAUUCAAGAUGGAAUUUCAGCUGUGCAUUAUUACAUCACAGUGUUCACAUAGCAACCCUAGAAUAUAGAAUUUAGAAUAUAGAAUUCCAGGCCCUAGACACACAACACUUUUUCACACAGAGAAACAUACACACCUUCGUUGAUCGUGUUGCUCUUUGUUCCAUAGUGUAAAGCAUUGUUGAAAAUGUUGAACCUACUGCUUAUAAAUAGUCCCUGUAUGGAUACUACACCCCAUCCUACAGAAAGACCAGGGAAGCCAGUCAUCCUGUGUGAUAUUAACUACCUGUGUGAUCAGUGGCUGUCACAUCAUGACCCCGAGAUACCAACUUUUCCAGGUCCUCUUCUGAGCAAAAAGAUGAAGAAGGAGGACCUGAUUGAUUUUAUCCGGAGAAAGACUCAUGAGUGUCUGAUUAAGGAUGAUGUACCUGACCAACAAGCAGCCUAUGUGUUUUGGCUUAUCAUGGAGAAGUUCUGCACCCAAAAUGGAAAUGUGAUGAUGACGGACAUCACUCCUCUCCUCUGGAUGGGCUACAAUGCUUAUAAGAAUAAGCUCGGAGAUCUUGAGAAAGAGGAUCACUGGUGCCUUCUUCUUGCUCGUUGCUUAUCCAACUCUAAUGAUUCAGAAGAUGAGCUGUGGGAAUCCGUCAUUAAAAUAGGAGACACACUUGCGUCCAGAGGACAAAUAUACCCAGCUCAUGUCUGUUAUGUGGUGGCACAGGUUGAGCUGGACUCAUACAAUGACAGAACCAGUUUCACUCUGAUUGGAUCUGGAGGUUUGCCAUUUGGGAAGUCAGCUAUGAGGGAAGCCUUCGAACGAACUGAAGUGUAUGAGUAUGCCCUCUGGUUGAACUCUGGGUUCACGCAGCCAAACUUUCAGAUCGUCAAGCUACUUCACGCCAGAAGGCUAGCUGAUUCUGGACAUUCUGCUCAAGCCCGGAACUACUGCAGGACCAUUGCUACGGCAGUAGCCACCUUCCCCAGCAACAUCACAGUCAUCCUCAUGAGCCGUCUUAUUACGCUCUCUGAGGAACUGUACAGAGGGAAGGCCAAAGAACCCAACUGGCUGGUAAAUCUUCGCUACCUGUGCCUACACAAGAAGGUGGAACAGAUUCUUGGGAAGGAUUAUAUUAUCCCAGAGCAGCAGGUUGUGUGGGAUGUGGACUCUCAGUCACAGGGUCUCCUGACAGCUGAAAAGUCCACUCUCCAUCUUACUGCCAUGGAGCUGCAGGCUGAGAUGUGGGAUGAAGACUCAGAGUCAGAUGGUUCUCUGAUGCCUGAAACGUCCACCACCUAUAUGAAUACUCUGGAACUCCAGCCUGAGGUCUGGGAUGUGGACAGCAAGGUCCAAGAAAUGCUCACAUUCUACCCUUCCUGUCUGAAAUUCCUCACUGAACCAGAGGCACAGAGAUUUCUUGCCUUGUACACCAUGGGAAACUGUCUCGGGAGUGGAAGCUUUGGCACAGUUUAUGAAGGAACUUGUAAGAAAGAUGGACAACAGGUUGCAAUUAAAUACAUUGCCAAGAAUGCCUCAGAUUGGUACAUCACCAUUCCUGGCGAGUCCUGCAAGCUCCUUCAAGAGGUGGCUUUAAUGCAAAUUGUUUCAAAGCCACCUCACAGCAAGAACGUUCUGCAGCUUCUGGAUUGGUUCGAUAUGCCCAACUACUUCCUGUUGGUCCUGGAGAGACCCGUCCCCUGCAUGGACGUGUAUUCUCUGUGUAUGAGCCAAAAAGGCGUACUAGAUGAACUACUGGCCAAAAUCAUCAUGCUGCAGGUGGUUGAGGCUGCCCGCUACUGCCAUAAUCGCGGCGUUUUCCAUCGUGACAUCAAGGCAGAAAACCUUCUUUUCAACCCCGACACAUUGGAAGUCAAACUCAUUGACUUUGGCUGUGGUGAUUUGUGGCAGGACACACCCUACGAGGAAUAUGCAGGAACUCCAGAUUUCUGGCCUCCAGAAUGGAUUCUGCAACAAGAGUAUAACGCCUACCCUGCUACUGUCUGGAGUCUCGGUAUACUCCUCUUUAGUAUAGUCUGUGGAGAAAUGCCCUUCAUAACUGACAAGGAAGUUGUUGCCGGGACCCUGCAUUUCAAGCCUGGCCUGUCUAAAGCCUGCUGCCAUCUGAUCGAGUGGUGCUUGGAACAGGACCCUACCAAACGGCCAAGCCUCCAGCAGAUCAGUGAACACAAGUGGUUCACAGAAGACCUUUAAGACCAGGUUCAGACCCUGUAUUGAUGGCAUUGAAUCAUGAAACAACAACCAAUUUAUAUUGACUGAGAAUAAAUGAAGAUCAGUGUACCUGACUGGCUCCUGUU
Messenger RNA from Ictalurus furcatus (blue catfish), 2622 nucleotides. RefSeq lists its product as uncharacterized. NCBI's taxonomy places the organism in Eukaryota, Metazoa, Chordata, Actinopteri, Siluriformes, Ictaluridae. Bases 497 to 2518 code for a protein of 673 amino acids. Gene Ontology annotation, molecular function: protein serine/threonine kinase activity; ATP binding. Gene Ontology annotation, cellular component: cytoplasm. Gene Ontology annotation, biological process: protein autophosphorylation; regulation of mitotic cell cycle; negative regulation of apoptotic process. The transcript has 18 exons. The record is from RefSeq and is a predicted model, not a curated record.